UGUCUUCAGAGCGAACACUCGUACAAAAGCAGUAAUGAAGUCUCAAGUGCGCAAUGGAAAUUUCAAUAAGAAUUUUUGCAUUGAAUUGGGUAUUUAUCAGUAGGUUUGUGUUGGCCCAUUGACAGACUGACGAUCAAAGGUCACCUCGAUUUCUCAAGUCUUCAAGAUGGCGCGAGUAAUGUUGCUGCUAUUGUCUCUAGCUUUGCACAGCUCGAUGAGUAACGGAGCAAAGAUCGGAAUGGUCAGUAUGUUUGGCCGCAGUCACUUCAUCGUCCUGGAGAAGCUGGCAUUGGAAAUGAGAGCCCGCGGGCAUGAGGUUGUGAUCGCUGUUGGAAAGGAAGCCACUUUUGCCAAGGAAAAACCUUACUCUAGACUGUUCAAGUACACCGAGAGAAUGUCUGUUCUUAUGAAUGAGCGGGGAGAAAAAAGAGAUCACCUUAGCAGUCCGGUGCAGAAUCCCAUUACUUUGAUGAGAAAUCUGGUUGAAAUGCAAGUUAACUACUGUGACUCUAUACUCACCGACCCAAGCGUGAUGGCCGUGUUACAAACAGCUGACCUGAUAAUCGGGGAUUCGCUGUACCCAUGUGGGACACUAAUAGCAGACAUGCUCAGUCUCCCUCACAUUAACGUCAUCAUGUCACCUGACCUCUCGGUGCCCGUGUCAGAGAUGUACGGGAUUCCCACGAGUCCUAUGUCUUACGUCCCGCAAAUGGGAACAGGACUGACUGCAGAUAUGGGGGUGUUUGGUCGGCUCAAGAAUAUAGCAUUUUAUACCGUCAGUUCCUUUAUUAGGAAUUUUCUCUUUUAUCCGAUGUAUGACGAGCUCAAGGCUUCGCACAAAAUUAAGCCGAGUAAGACAAUUCGAGAAAGUCUGAUGAGCGUCGAACUCUUGUUGUUUGCCGCCGAUUUCGUCUUGGUCCACACCAAGCCCCUACCCCCAUAUGUGAAGGAGGUAGGCUUUUUCAUGCCCAGUCCCUCUAAACCUCUACCGGCCGAGCUGGAUCAUUUUAUGCGGGAGUCUGGGGAAAAGGGUGUAAUACUUGUAUCUUUUGGUACUGCCAUCAACACGUUGGACCCGGCAGUGAUAGAGAUGAUGAGCAAGGCAUUCGCACAGUUGCCGCACAAAAUCAUCUGGAGGGUGUACCCAGGGAAUUACCCAAAGUCGGUAAGUGAUAACGUAAAGCUUGUGGAAUGGGUGCCACAGAACGACAUCCUUGGGCACAACAACACCAAGCUGUUUAUCAACCACGGCGGAGCUAAUGGAAUGGCCGAGACAGCUUAUCACGGGGUCCCUGUGGUCUGCUCUCCAUUCUUUGCGGAUCAACCUGAUAAUUCGAACUUGCUGAAGAACGCCGGCAUGGGAGAGAUUGUCCGCGUGAACACGGCCACUGCAGAGGAGCUCGUUAGGGUCGUUACCAAGGUGAUCAACGAUGACAGUUACAAAACGAAUGGAGCCCGGGUCUCACGCGCUAUGAAGAGUCGCCCACGUGAGCCAGUCAAGGAAGCCGCUGACUUUGUAGAGUACGUGCUGGCUCAAGGACAUCUACCGCACCUCAAACCGCGGUCUUUGGCUAUGCCGUUUUAUCAAGUCUACAUGCUGGAUGUGAUGGCAGUGAUAGGGGCUGUUAUUCUCGUUUUUAUUGCUUUAAUAAAAACUCUGGUGCAGCUGAUUUCUAGAGCAUGUUCGCCCAAGAAAUUAAAGUCUGCGUGAUUGCGAAUGUUCAAAGGUUUAGCCUAGUUACUUGACGUUCUGAUUGGGCUCCCUGUGGCGGUUAAGGCGAUACGUUCUUCCCAAGCCUAGUUCCCGGACAUUUGAUUGGGCUCCCUGUGGUGGUUAAGGCGAUACGUUCUUCCUAAGCCUAAUUCCCUGACGUUUUGAUUGGGCUCCCUGUGGUGGUUAAGGCGAUACGUUCUUCCUAAGCCUAGUUCCCUGACGUUUUGAUUAGACUCCCUGUGGUGGUUAAGGCCGCUGCGUUCUUCCUAAGCCUAGUUCCCUGACGCUUUGAUUGGGCUCCCUGUGGUAAGCCUAGUUCCCUGACGUUCUGAUUGGUCUCCCUGUGUUUCUAUGGUUCAACAAAAUUUAGACUCUCCCCUAAUCUAAACCACACAAAUGGCGACCCUCCUUCAAAAGGUGACAAAGAAUUAAGCCCCUCUCCAGAAAAAGAAAAGCUAAAUCCAUCAACUUCGAUCGUGUUGGUGCCUUAUUGAAAAGUAAAGAUCUUCAACCACCUCCCCCCUAAAAAUAUAACACCGCCUGAGUACUGACUGCUUCCUAAGAACAUCGUUUAGCCCAUCAAGUAUUAUAAAGACUUACGUAAUCCUAAUCCGUUAACUGUGUUUUUUAUCAAUUGAUUUUAUUUCAAUGUAAAAUUUGUCAAUAAAUGAUUUGGGCCGUCAGAUUUA
Nematostella vectensis (starlet sea anemone) is the source of this 2403-nucleotide messenger RNA. RefSeq names its product UDP-glucuronosyltransferase 2A3. Lineage: Eukaryota; Metazoa; Cnidaria; Anthozoa; Actiniaria; Edwardsiidae. The transcript is spliced from 5 exons. The coding region runs from base 167 to 1711 and encodes 514 amino acids. Gene Ontology annotation, molecular function: UDP-glycosyltransferase activity. The record is from RefSeq and is a predicted model, not a curated record.